This is a messenger RNA of Penicillium cinerascens, 1734 nucleotides long. Its product is annotated as glycoside hydrolase family 13 protein. Gene Ontology annotation, biological process: oligosaccharide catabolic process. Lineage: Eukaryota; Fungi; Ascomycota; Eurotiomycetes; Eurotiales; Aspergillaceae. The transcript has a single exon. Gene Ontology annotation, molecular function: alpha-amylase activity. The record is from RefSeq and is a predicted model, not a curated record. The coding region runs from base 1 to 1734 and encodes 577 amino acids.
AUGUCCCCGCAAACACCAUGGUGGAAGAACGCUAGCAUCUACCAAAUCUAUCCUGCUAGCUAUAAAGACUCCAACGGAGAUGGCAUCGGCGAUCUACCCGGAACCAUCGCUAAGCUCGACUACAUCCAGUCGCUGGGCGUCGACGCCAUCUGGCUGUGCCCCAUGUAUGACAGCCCGCAAUACGACAUGGGGUAUGACAUUUCCAACUACGAAGACGUCUACGCCCCCUAUGGUACAGUCGCCGAUGUUGAGACACUGAUUGCAGCUUGUCACGAUCGCGGUAUGCGCAUCCUGCUCGACUUGGUCAUCAAUCAUACCUCACAUGAGCAUGCCUGGUUCAAGGAGUCGCGAGUCUCCAAGAAUAGCCCAAAGCGUGACUGGUACAUCUGGCGGCCUGCUCGAUAUGAGAGUGGAGCACGUAUUCCACCUAAUAAUUGGAGCAGUAUCUUUGGUGGAAGCGCUUGGGAAUGGGAUGAGGACUCACAGGAGUACUAUCUGCACCUAUUUGCCGUGCAACAGCCGGACCUCAACUGGGAGAAUGCAGAGACUCGAGCGGCUGUGUAUGAAUCUGCGAUGGAGUUUUGGCUGCGCAAGGGCAUUGAUGGUUUCCGUGUUGACACGGUGAACAUGUAUAGCAAGGACCAGUCCUUCUGCGAUGCACCUGUCGUCGACCCGGAACACGAGUGGCAACCAGCCUGGUCGCUAUUCUGCAAUGGGCCGCGAAUUCACGAAUUUCUGCGCGAGAUGGGUCAGAUUCUGCUCAAAUAUAAUGCCGUGACAGUGGGCGAGCUGCCAAAUACCCGGCAUUUCGCGGAUGUGCUGGAGUACGUUUCGGCCAAGGAGCAGCAGUUGAGCAUGGUGUUCCAAUUUGAUAUCGUAGAUAUCGGUCAAGGCACUGGCCUGCGUUUCAAUACGGUUCCACGCGACUGGACUUUGUCGGACCUGCGCGAGCGUAUUGCACGCACACAGAAGCUCUCGGAUGGCACGACCGACGGCUGGAGCACAACCUUCCUCGAGAACCACGACCAGGCACGUUGCAUUUCGCGUUGGGGCAGCGAGAAGACACCCGAGCUGUGGCAGCGCAGCGCCAAAAUGCUGGCCAUGCUGGUUGUCAGUCUUUCGGGGACUCUGUACAUCUACCAAGGCCAGGAAGUUGGCAUGGUCAAUGCCCCGACCGAAUGGGACAUUUCCGAAUACAAAGAUCUCGAUAGCAUCAACUACUAUGAGUUUGUGAAGAAGAAGACGGGCAACAACCCCGUUGCACUUGCAAAGGCAAAGGCAGCGCUGGCUCACCUGGCGCGCGAUCAUGCCCGCCUGCCCAUGCAGUGGGAUGCCUCGCCCAACGCUGGCUUUACCAGCGAGACAGCAAAGCCCUGGAUGCGCGUUCAUGACAAUUAUCCAACAUUGAAUGUGAAGCGGCAAGAUCUAGACCCAACUUCGGUGUUGAAUUUCUGGCGCACGUUGCUGCGUGUGCGCCAUGAGAACAUGAAGUUGUUCGCACAGGGUGUGUUUACCGACACCGAUCCCUCAAACGAGGCGGUUUUCAUCUAUGAAAAGGGCUCCGAUGAUGGGAAGCUCAUUGUUGCGCUCAACUUUACUGGAGAGAAACAGUCGGUGAAUUUGGCGGGUCACUUGGGUGGUGCAUCGUACAAGAUACUGGUCAAUAACUACGAGGAAGAGCCACUUGAUGCGUUGCAGGCAUACGAGGGCCGCAUCUAUUUUGUGGAGAAAUAA